GUAUGGCUAGUCACUAAUCGGAAUUUGUACUAUCCACUUCACCAAGACUGGUAUCGAAAAAGACAACAAACCAUAGGAACAAAACCAGAUGUUUGUUUAUGGCAAACUGAGAUUACUAACUCAGAUAACUUAGUCGUCGAAGAUCAUCCGAAGUUUCAGGGAGUUUGCAUGAUUCAUUUAAAUGAGGUAGUUGAAAAGUAACUGUGUUAAGUUCAGUUAGAUGCAAACUAUCCAUGACGUUCUCUAAUAAAGAAGUGGCUUAUGGAGCUACAACCAGUUGCAAAAAUGUUGUUGAGACAGUCGGACGAAAAAACGAUCUUUCUUCUUUCAAAUCGCUGCUAGUCACAGGUCUGUGAUAUAUAAUACUGACCUCCCCCCUCCCUUUCAUUCAAAGUUGUUCCUCCAAGUUUUGAGCAUGGUCUUGCAUUCACACAUGUCCAAUAUACACAAACAGAUACGAUUCGUCAAACUGAUGGUCCAUUGGUACCAAUAGUAAGAUUGGUACCAAUAGGAAAGGAUGUCAUUCCAAUGGUUCUGUUGAUGAAUAUGCAUCUCAUUAAGGGGACUUAGAUUAUUUUCUCAUGUGGUCUAGCUGGGUACAGGGCAAUUCCAAUGGUCCAUUGGUACCAAUCCAUGCUAACCAUGAUUACCUUUUCGUGGGAUAAGGUCACCAAGAUAACCACUUAUAUGUACAGUAAUUCCCCUGAAUCUAAUAAAAGAGUACACCAGAUCGACCCAUGUCCCGUUAAGGUUAGGUCCAUUGGUACCAAUGGAAUGAUUGGUACCACUGGAAAAGAACCCUAUUCCAAUGGUUCUGUUGGUGAAUAUGCAUCUCAUUAAAAGGACUUAGAUUAUUUUCCCAUGUGACCUGGCUGUGUACAGGGCAAUUCCGAGGGUCCAUUGGUACUAAUGGUACGAUUGGUACCAAUGGAAAAUGAUGCCAUUCUAAUGGUUCUAUUGGUGCAAAACAAGUUCGCUUUUACACCAAGUAAAAGCGCGCUAUAAUUUUUUACGAAUAUUCCUUGUUCUAUAAGCUAAUCAUGCAGAACAAGUUCGCUUUUACACCAAGUAAAAAUGUGCUAAUAAUUAUUAUAAAUAUUCCUCGUUCUAUAAGCCAACCACCCAAAACAAGUUCGCUUUUACACCAAGUAAAAACGCGCUAAUAAUUAUUAUGAAUAUUCCUCGUUCUAUAAGCCAACCACACAAAACAAGUUCGCUGUUACACCAAUUAAAAACGCGCCAUAAUUCUUAUGAAUAUUCCUCGUUCUAUAAGCCAACCACGCAAAACAAGUUCGCUUUCACACAAAGUAGAAACACGCUAUAAUUCUUAUGAAUAUUCCUCGUUCUAUAAGCCAACCACGCAAAACAAGUUCGCUUUUACACCAAGUAAAAGCGCGCUAUAAUUCUUAUGAAUAUUCCUCGUUCUAUAAGCCAAUCACGCAAAACAAGUUCGCUUUUACACCAAGUAAAAACGUGCUAAUAAUGAUUAUAAAUAUUCCUCGUUCUCUAAGCCAACCACGCAAAACAAGUUCGCUUUUACACCACGCAAAACAAGUUGCCUUUUACACAAAGACCACAUGAGAAAAUAAUCUAACUCUCCUUAAUGAGAUGCAUAUUCACCAAUAGAACCAUUGGAAUAAGGUGCUUUUCUAUUGGUACCAAUCAUACCAUUGGUACCAAUGGACCAUUGAAAUUGCCCUGUACCCAGCCAGACCACAUCAGAAAAUAAUCUAAGUCCCCUUAAUAAAAAGGAACAUUUACCAAUAGAACCAUUAGAAUAGGGUGCUUUUCCAUUGGAACCAAUCUUCCCAUUGGUACCAAUGGACCAUUGGAAUUGCCCUGUACCCAGCUAGACCACAUCAGAAAAUAAUCUAAGUCCCCUUAAUGAGAUGCAUAUUCACCAACAGAACCACUGGAAUAGGGUGCUUUUCCAUUGGUACCAAUCGUACCAUUGGUACCAAUGGACCAUUGGAAUUGCCCUGUACCCAGCCAGACCACAUCAGAAAAUAAUCUAAGUCCCCUUAAUGAGAUGCAUAUUCAUCAAUAGAACCAUUGGAAUAGGUUGCUUUUCCAUUGGUACCAAUCAUACGAUGGUACCAAUGGACCAUUGGAAUUGCCCUGUACCCAGCCAGACCACAUCAGAAAAUAAUAUAAGUCCCCUUAAUGGCAUGCAUAUUCACCAAUAGAACCAUUGGAAUAGGGUGCUUUUCCAUUGGUACCAAUCGUACCAUUGGUACCAAUGGACCAUCGGAAUUGCCCUGUACCCAGCUAGACCACAGGAAAAAAUAAUCUAAGUCCCUUUAAUGAGAUGCAUAUUCACCAAUAGAACCAUUGGAAUAGGGUGCUUUUCUAUUGAUACCAAUCGUACCAUUGGUACCAAUGGACCAUUGGAAUUGCCCUCUACCCAGCCAGACCACAUCAGAAAAUAAUCUAAGUCUUCUUAAUGACAUGCAUAUUCACCAAUAGAACCACUAGAAUAGGGUGCUUUUCCAUUGGUACCAAUCGUACCAUUGGUACCAAUGAACCAUCGGAAUUGCCCUGUACCCAGCUAGACCACAUGAGAAAAUAAUCUAAGUCCCCUUAAUGAGAUGCAUAUUCACCAAUAGAACCAUGGGAAUAGGGUGCUUUUCCAUUGGUACCAACGGAGACCCUUCUUAUCACCACUAACACCAAUGGAGUCUAUUUGUGAGUAUUGGACAACCCUCAAAUUACGGUACAAUGUCUCAAGUACUUUUGCAGCUGGUUGUAACUGUCAGGCGAGGAGUUUGUUUUUCCAGUGGCUUUAACUUGGCUCCUAGCUUGUUUUUACCAGGAAUCAACUGGUAUGGGGUAUAUUAUAUGAUGUAGAUAAAAGUUUCAGAGAACGUGAUUUUUUUUCUCGCGUUUCCACAGUUGCUUGAAACCGUUGCUCUUACAAACUGAAUUGGGUCAUAAAUGUCAACAUUGCCUUUUGCUUUCCUGGAAAUUGCAUUAGUUUUACCUUCAGUGGACAUACACUUUAAUUUUAGUUCCUUGGCGCUGUUCUGAUAAAACAUAAGAAAGAAACUGCUUCGUUUUCUUCAUAGUAUUACAUUACAGUUCUUCAUUCCUGUAGUAGGAAAAAAAUCUAUGACCAGUUAUUUGACUUAUAGUCUGCAAAAGACUAGGAUUGGAACCAAGAGAGGACGAAGGACCUUUAUUCUCUCUUGGUUGGAACGUUCUCCUCGUCUUAAUAAGGUGUAGCCUUUUUGGGUGUUAAAUUGAAACCUUGAUGUACAGUGUACAAAAAACCUUCUGUGCUUUGUAAUCACAGGCUGCCAAGAGUUCCACACGCUCAAGAGGACAAGAAACAAGAAAAAUAAUUAUUGACGAAUUGAGCUCUUUACCCUGGGUUAAAUCAGAACCCUUUCGAUGCCAAGGAGGAAUGUCACUCAUAAGCUUUAGUAUACUGGUGCACGCCAUUAAUGUCUACUUGAAUGACAACUAUCCAGAAAGCCCCCAAAAGUUUAAUUUCCAGGCAGAACUGAAGGCUGCAAGCCACUGGCAUUGGUUGGAUGACGGAGAAUGGUGUCUUGAACUUGGUCCUCAUGAUGAUCGUCGCGUAAAAUUUGCUGCGAAACAGACAUUUGAUAAAUGGGCAGAAGAACUUACUAAAGAGAGGGAACAGCCGUCCCAAAAACCUAGAGCAGACAGCCGCUCUUCGGGUAGGGACGAAAGACUGUCAGGUAAACGAGCGGGGACAUGUUCUCCUCGGUCAUCUUCAGGAAUUUUGUAAACUCACGAAAUUUCUCUUUCCAAGGCAAUGCUGCUUUUUGCGUUCCAGCCUCUUCCAUCUUUAGGGCACCCGCUUCCAACCUCAUCUUGUCGAUAAAUUUAACGUUUAGUAAACAAUUUUUUCUGUUGCUGGUUGCCGUUCCUUGGAUUAAGCUGGUCAGAGACUUUGCCGCCUAAAAGUAUACAUCAGACGCUUUUCAGUGACACAAUGUUUAGUUGAAUAUGCUACGGUGCUCUUUUUGGCUAUGCUAUUUUUACUACUCCUAUACUAAUUUGUUACUAAUUUUCGAAAAUACUUUUUCUUGAUAAAUUUCUCUUUAAAACUUGACAUUAUCAAGAUUGUUAAUUUUUUUUACCCAGGUCAAUGUUUAUGGCCUUGAACUUUCAAGGUUACUGAAAACUUGUAAGGCAAUAAAAUAGCCUCCAAUUUGCUAUUUUUUGUUGCAAGUUAGUAUCUUGGGAUUUUUUUUUCUGCUUCCUCUUUUCAUUACAUUGUGACGACUUCAACCGGGGCCACCUAGGGACUUUCAGUCAAUCAAAAACCGCUCCUUUAACAAAGAAUUGGGCGUGCAGACUUCAACAAGAACUGUCCUAUUCUUCGAUUGGUUAGUUUCAAUCCUAAAUUUUUCGCCUUUUAGAAUGGCUCACUCCUAGCGUGAGCCAAUCAAAGACCAAGAAUCUUGUUUUCUUUUUUCCUCGUGAUCAAAUUUAAAUUUUUACUUGUUAACGUGCGUUGCCUUUUUGAAGGUGAAAGUCCGUAAGUCGAGAAAGUUGGAUGUCCCUGAUGCAUAUUUUCUUAAACUACACAAUUACGAUUUAUUUUUAUAAAUAAUUUCCCAGUUUUGCUUCCAUAUUUUCUUAAGACACCUUUUGAUGCACAGCGAGUGCAAAUAUCAUAAAUGCCCCACCCCUUUAAUGAUGCCAGCUUUUCCUAAGCCCACCCCUUUAUGCGUGCAUGAAGACAGUGACCCACCCCCAUCUUUUUUCAGCCGACCCCAACUUGUACUUUAGGAUAAGUCCCUAAGUGUAUACGACACACCGUUCUAAACCGCGAAAAAUUUAGGAUGGAAACUAUAACCAAUCCAGUUCCCGAUGAUCUGCACGCCCAAUUCUUUGUUUAAGGAGCGGUUUUUGAUUGGCUGAAAGUCCUUAGGUGGCCCCGGUUGAAGUCGUUACACUGUAAUAUUUGCCCUUUUUUCAGUUUUUUUUCAAUAAACUGAAGUGAUUAUGAAUUAAAUUGUUCAUUUUCUUUUUUCCUGAAGAUCUUGAGGAAGGAAUUUUUUCCUUGAUGACGUAUUAUGACUUUGAGAUGGAAAACGAAUCAGCAACUACGUCUCAGUCUACUGUAAAAGGUAAAACGUUGUGAGGACUUGAUGCCGCUAUAUUCGGCACUAUGCUAAGAAAAGUCUCGAUAAGCUUUAGUUACAUGUAACAUUAUUAAUAUUGUCCUUCAAGUUGGUCUCUUUCAUCAUCCUCAUGUUUUUUUCUUGCCACUUGCAAAUAUUAAUUUUCAGGUACCAACUGCACUCCUUCCCCGACCUCCACAUCUAGAAAAGGCUUUAUAAAUUGAGGAAAUGUAAACGUGGUAUAGUAAUUAAUUACAAGCCACGCGGCGAAAUAAAGCUCAAUAGGUGAGGCAAGUGCGGACUUCCCGGAAACCCCUUUUCUACUUUCCAUAGCCUUAAUUUUUGGUUUAACGUGUAGGUUCAACUUCCUCUAAAAUUACAGAAAAUGCCAUACGCCAAGAAGUUGAUCUCAAGAUUGGGAGAAACACAGAACAAAAGAGGUGA
This is a messenger RNA of Porites evermanni, 5543 nucleotides long. The record is from the annotation of a GenBank genome assembly. NCBI's taxonomy places the organism in Eukaryota, Metazoa, Cnidaria, Anthozoa, Scleractinia, Poritidae.